This is a messenger RNA of Aptenodytes forsteri (emperor penguin), 1596 nucleotides long. It is a transcript of the gene PPP1R14C, whose product is annotated as protein phosphatase 1 regulatory inhibitor subunit 14C. The transcript is spliced from 4 exons. The record is from RefSeq and is a predicted model, not a curated record. The coding region runs from base 122 to 346 and encodes 74 amino acids. NCBI's taxonomy places the organism in Eukaryota, Metazoa, Chordata, Aves, Sphenisciformes, Spheniscidae. Gene Ontology annotation, molecular function: protein serine/threonine phosphatase inhibitor activity. Gene Ontology annotation, biological process: regulation of phosphorylation. Gene Ontology annotation, cellular component: cytoplasm.
AUAACUAUUUACCUUGACUGUGCUUCAGAAUUAAAGCAGUCUCAAGUGCUCAAAGGUUAAUGAACAAAGCUUCAGAACUAAGGGCUAUUUCUUCCACAUUAGAGAUGGAAAUGAUCACUUUAUGACUUGCCCAACGUCACACACACACUUCAUGGAAGAAGAGAUGCCAGAUGUAGAAAUUGACAUUGAUGACCUUCUUGAUGCAGCCAAUGAAGAGGAGAGAGCUCUCAAAUUACAGGAAACUCUUGUAGAUUGCUACAAACCAACAGAGGAAUUUAUCAAAGAGCUGCUAACUCGGAUAAGAGGAAUGAGGAAACUCAGUCCCCCUCAAAAGAAGAGUAUAUAAAUAACUCAAAGUAGUAGCACUCUGUAAAAGACAUGGCAAGGGAAAUAGGACUUUGAAUACAAGACCUUUAUUAAAAUAGUUGUCUUUCUCCACAAGUUUGAUUUUAUUCAGUUUUGACUCAAGGAAUUUCUUUUGUGUGUUUUAAGGGUUCUUUUUUAAGUGUCAAUUUUUUAAAUCAAGAAUAUCAACAAUUUGGAUGCUGCUCAACUUUCACUUGAGGAUUACUGAAGCAAGUGAAGAAUCCAAGAGUUAGUGAUGAGGGGCAGCAAGCCUACGUGGUGAACCAGAAGACCCUGUAAAUUUACAGAGCUAGGAGACUUCUCCAUGCAACUAGUUGGAUAACGUUUUUUAAGUUGGUUGUACAUUUAACUCAUGGGUGUCAAGUUUCUUGUGCUUGUCUGUACAUAAAUUAUAAAGUGGGUUGUGAAUACUGUUUCACAUGGAUGGAAGGAAAAGUUUGUUACAGUAAAUUAUUUAAACGGUGGUUAUUGCAAAUUUGCUACCAGAAGGUACCAAUUUAAAUUACUAAAAUGAGUGCUGCCAUUUUUCUAAAUACCCUUAAAGCAGCCCAGUGAAGAAUUUCAUCAUAUCUCCUUGUUUAGACUGCAGCAUAGGAGAAUUGGGAAUUUUAAGGGCUUAAUUUGUAGACUUAGAGUUAUUUGCUUGACUUUGCUUUGCCACAUCAUUUCCUCUCCACCUCAUGGUGUCUUGGAACUGUGGUAACCUAUACUGAAUAAGGGCCUGCAGUGAUAUCUAGAGAAAUGUCUGUCGCUGUUUAAAAGCUGCUUCACAGUGGAGGAAAGGCAAUGCUACCAAAAUGAAUUACAAGCACUGUCUUGCAUUUAGUGAUGUGGUCUUAAUCGAAUGCAGAUUCCUCUCCUAUUAAGGUAGGCAAAGAAUAUUAUAGUCUCUUUGUUUAUGGCUCUGCCCUGAGAAGCGGGGAGACUUCUUCACUUGGGCUCUCUUACUUGUAAAAGCAAGAACAGAAGAGAGAUCCCUGCUCCCUCCUGGAAAAUGUCCGAACUAAAAUGUUCAAUAAGCUACCACAUGCUGGUAGGUGACACUAGUCAGGCAUUUUAUAUCAAGGAUGCUCUGAACAUAUUUUAUUUUUCAAAAGAAGUACAUGUUUGUGAAUUUUAUGUAUACUGGCAAGCUUUUUUAAUGUAUUUAAUUUUGUAAUGUUUACCAAUGAUUUUAUUUACCAGAUAUUUACUCAAAUAAAUGGAACAACUUGUGACUUGUUACAUGUA